UUCGCAGACCUUCAGUUUUGCGAAACAUUUCCAGUGAGCAGGAUCAUCGGAGGAACUUCAGGAUCAGAAUUUGUGAAUCGCAAUGGGUUUGCUGCUUUUAACUGCGGUCAUUUCGGUGCUUAGUGGAGUGCUGUACUGGAUUCACCGGAAGCAGUACAAGUUCGCGGAAAAGUGGCCAACGGUUGAGCCGGUGUUUCCGUUGGUCGGGAACACAUUGAAGGUGGUCGGAAAGAACGAUGUUGAACGGUUCGAGAUAGUUAAGCGCGCGUUUGAGGCAUGCGAUCGGAUUACCAAGGCUUGGGCAGGACCGAAGCUGUUUCUGCUGACCAGCCAUCCGGAUCUGAUUCAGCAGUUGCUGAACAGUCCGGAUUGUCUGGAGAAGCCGUUUCUGUACAAGUUUGCCGGGUUCGGGAAGGGUCUCUUUACGGCCAAGUAUCACUUCUGGAAGGGACUCCGCAAGCGACUCAACGGGACCUUCAACCAGCAGGUCGUGAACGGGUUUGUGCCGCUGUUUGUCAAGUGUGCCGAGAAGAUGGUGGCCGGAUUGGACAAGUACGUGGACGGGGCCACGGUCAACGUGCACAAGUACACCGAGAUUGUAUUUUUGGAAAUGGCCUGCUCGACCACCCUUGGCGGGGACAUCUUUGAACGGCCCGGAAAGCACGAGUUUGCCGUGGGCCUUGAUCUAGCCUUCAAGGGAGCUUCGAAGCGCAUGAUAAGCCCGUAUUUGUACCCGGAUGUAGUGUACCGGCUGACAAGCUAUUGCACUGAGCUGAAGAACGCAAGAAAAGUCGUAGUUGAUUUUUUCCUAAAGCUGGUAUCCGAGAGAAGGCAGUACCUUUCGAACAACAACAACUACGAUGAUUCUGUUGGAUAUUUUGGAGAGGAAAAGGACGAGACCACCUCCGACCAACCGCGGAUCUUCGUGGACGAGCUGCUGAAGGUUUCCCGCGAUGGCAAAACAUUCAGCGAAACGGAAAUCACCGACAACAUGUACGCCGUAAUCACCGGGGCCGUCGACACGAGCAGUCUGGUAACGGCCCACGCCUGCCUGUUCCUGUCGUUCUACCCCGAAGUCCAGGAUCGACUGUUCAAAGAGGUCGAUGAAUUCUACCCGGCAGACUGUGCGUGCCUCGAUUUUUCCCCGGCCACGCUGAAGCAGCUGCGCUACACCGAAAUGUUCCUGAACGAAGUUCAACGCCACUGGCCGGUGGUUCCGUCGAUCGCCCGCCAGAACAUUGCCGCGAUCGAGAUCGACGGAGUGCGCGUUCCGCCCGGCCAGACCUUCAUCAUUGGCAUCAACGCGCUGCACCACCGGAAGGACGUUUGGGGCCCGGAUGCGGAGCGUUUCGAUCCGGAGAAUUUCUCCGAGGAACGCAUCAAGCAGCGCCAUUCGUACGCGUUUUUGCCGUUCAGUGGGGGCAAGAGGAUUUGCAUUGGUUACAAAUACGCACAAAUCGCGAUGAAAAUUGUCAUGAUCUACCUGGUGCGAAACUUCAAGUUUAGUUCAAAAAUCAAACCAGAAGAUGUCAGAUUUAAGCAUGACCUAACGAUGAAACUGGCGUUCGAUCAUUUGGUGCAGAUAACCAAACGGAAUCCAACGAACUAACUUUUUUUGGAAUUUUGUGUUGUUUUAAACAUAGAAAACUAGAAAGAGUUGAUGGACAAAUAAAUUAUUUUUUUGUAAAAUCAUAAAAAUAACACUAAAA
This is a messenger RNA of Culex quinquefasciatus (southern house mosquito), 1709 nucleotides long. Its product is annotated as cytochrome P450 4c21. NCBI's taxonomy places the organism in Eukaryota, Metazoa, Arthropoda, Insecta, Diptera, Culicidae. The transcript has 6 exons. Gene Ontology annotation, molecular function: oxidoreductase activity, acting on paired donors, with incorporation or reduction of molecular oxygen; heme binding; iron ion binding. Bases 83 to 1609 code for a protein of 508 amino acids. The record is from RefSeq and is a predicted model, not a curated record.